Molecule: messenger RNA, 1206 nt
Organism: Ipomoea triloba (trilobed morning glory)
Lineage: Eukaryota; Viridiplantae; Streptophyta; Magnoliopsida; Solanales; Convolvulaceae
Product: ricin B-like lectin R40G3
Exons: 4
Coding region: 40-903 (287 amino acids)
Source: RefSeq, a predicted model, not a curated record
CCGCUUGCCCUCUCUAUAAUCUCGAGCGAUCACACAAAAAUGGCGGAGUUUCCUUUCGGCCACCACCACCACCACCACCGUCACCACGGCGGCGAAGACGAGCCCCCACCGGAGGUCAGCUAUGUCCACCACACUUCCCAUGUAAGCAGCGGUGAGCCAUACCCACCGCCGGGAGUCGGAUACGUCCAUCACCAUGAAUCAUACAGCGGGGUUUAUCCGCCACCGCCGGCCGCCGGCUACCCUGAACCCUACGACGGAGCUUAUCCUCCGCCACCAGCCGUCCACCACCAUGAACCGUACGGCGAGCCGUAUCCUCCGCCACCAGUCGUCCACCACCCUGAAUCGUACGGCCAGCCUUAUCCUCCGCCACCAACCGUUCACCACUUCUCUCACGUUGAGGCUUCCUACCAGGAAUCGCAUCACCGCCCCGCCGGGAUCGAUAAUAGGCCAACUGUUCGUGUUUUCUGCAGGGCGGAAACUAAUCACUCGCUCUCAAUCCGCAAUGGAGAGGUCAUUCUGGCCCGUACAGAUCCCUCCGAUCCAUAUCAACACUGGAUCAAAGACGAGAAGUUUAGCACCAAAGUUAAGGAUGAAGAGGGACUUCCUUGCUUUUCUCUGGUGAAUAAAGUUACAGGGGAAGCCAUUAAGCACUCAAUUGGCGCCACUCACCCGGUGCGACUCAUUCCAUACAAUCCCGACUAUCUUGAUGAAUCAAUAUUGUGGACGGAAAGCAAGGAGACAGGUGAUGGGUAUAAAGCAAUCAGAAUGGUUAACAACAUUCGCCUCAAUAUGGAUGCAUUGCAUGGUGAUCCAGAUCAUGGGGGUGUCCAUGAUGGGACUACCAUUGUUCUAUGGGAAUGGGCAAAAGGACACAACCAGCAAUGGAAGAUCGUUCCCUAUUAAUUGGUAUUUGGCCCGAAUGUGAAUUUUGUCAAGCGUGAUUAAUCCGUCCAAAUGCCAGCUUGUUUUCUGUUUGCGUGAUUUUGUGUUGUGUUGUGUCUGAAACGUCUUGGAUCAGCUCUUGCACAGACCUUAAUGAGUAUAUUUAUGUGAGCAUUGCUUGGUGCUCAGCAUGGUGGGAAACCAACUUCUUUCCUAUUCAUAUUUGCGUAUUGUAUUGUAUGUAUGAAUGUAUGCUAUGCUGUUGCCAGCUGGUUUUGAACUUCAAAUUGCAUUCAAUAAUAAGGUAUGUUACCGUGUGUUCAA